AUGUCCUUGAAGCCAGGAAUCGUACCCUGCCAGACGAUGCGAGGCCACACCAACUGGGUAAAUGGUGUUGUGCACCUGCCCGGCGGACGAUGCAUCAUCACAGGUUCGAAGGACGGCUCGCUCCGAGUAUGGGACCUAGAGAGUGGCGCACAGAUAGGAGAGAAAUGGAAAGAUGAGGGGAAGCAUGCAGCAGUGUGGAGCAUAGCAUUGUCUCCAGACGGCAAGACUGUCGCAAGCGAAAGUGAUGGUGGGAUAGUGAGGUUGUGGGACAUCGAGAAGGGGGAGGUCAUUGCAAAAUGGACAGGGCACCCUAGGCAUGUGUGGUCAGUGUGCUGGAGUGCAGAUAGUGAGCGGGUAGCGAGCGGAUCCAUCGACGGGACGGCAACAGUGUGGGAUGUCAAAAGGGGCAAAACAGUCCUGAGAAUCCAGACUGGACACGCUUGGGUGUACGCGGUGAUCUACUCGCCCGACAAAACCAAAAUUACGACAGGUGGAGCAUAUAACGUAUAUGAGAAUGCAGCAAAGAUCUGGGAUGCAAAGAGGGGCAAGCUGCUCACCACACUCAAACACGAUCGAUUAGUUUGCAGCCUGGCAUGGACCUCGGAUGGACAGAAGCUUAUUACCGGGUCAUUAGGCUCAAUUAUGAUCUUUGAUACUACCACUUGGCUUCAAAUCGCCGUUCUUGAAGGUCACACUAAAAUUCCAACACACACAUCCUCGGUCAUCAGCAUCUCCUUGUUUCGGAAUGACCGCCUCCUUGCGAGUGCAUCACCUGAUUCCACAGCACAUCUGUGGAAUCUUGAUAUGAACCUCCCGGUUGGUCCACCCCUCCAGCACAAACAGGAUUUGACAUGUGCAGCCUUUUCCAAUGAUGGAAAGCUGCUAGUCACCAGUUGCAAUGACAAAAAUGCGUACGCGUGGGACAUUCACGCUAUCCUCGAAGAAGCUGGUCUAGAAGACCUCCUUUCCAUUCCCAAUGCACCAAAAAAUUGUCUCAAACAGAAGGCAAAUACAUUAUUUCAUGGCACUUCCGAGUCAGGAAAAGAGCCCAUUCCCUACUCCUUGCAGGACAUAGAUAACAUGUCAUUUUUGGAAUCCUCCGCAACGUGCGGCGCUGUCAGUGCUCUUCUCAGCCGAAUUUCGUCGCUCCUUCACCGCUCUCGAUCCAACAAUGGUCCACAUGAGCUCCUCGGUCGCAUGUCCUCAUUCUUGCGCCACUUCCAACCCAACACCGAUGAAGCAACCAAACCUCAGCGACCCUCAACUGGAUGA
Suillus paluster is the source of this 1272-nucleotide messenger RNA. RefSeq names its product WD40-repeat-containing domain protein. The transcript has 4 exons. Gene Ontology annotation, molecular function: protein binding. The record is from RefSeq and is a predicted model, not a curated record. Bases 1 to 1272 code for a protein of 423 amino acids. Lineage: Eukaryota; Fungi; Basidiomycota; Agaricomycetes; Boletales; Suillaceae.